Molecule: messenger RNA, 5162 nt
Organism: Schistocerca nitens (vagrant locust)
Lineage: Eukaryota; Metazoa; Arthropoda; Insecta; Orthoptera; Acrididae
Exons: 8
Coding region: 244-2946 (900 amino acids)
Biological process (GO): signal transduction; nervous system process; chemical synaptic transmission
Cellular component (GO): synapse; neuron projection; membrane
Molecular function (GO): extracellular ligand-gated monoatomic ion channel activity; neurotransmitter receptor activity; transmembrane signaling receptor activity
Source: RefSeq, a predicted model, not a curated record
UUCGCUGCAGCUGCCCGCCGGCCGCUCUUAUUUCGGCGCCCGUCUGCCUGGGCGGGCAGUCGCCGGCCGGCCCAGUCAUCGCACGUGGCCCACUCAGUACCGAUCACACGGCUGCCCAAGCUACAAACUCCGAUCGCGACAGUUCCUCGCCUGUUCGGCUCUCCCCACGUACUCGGCCACGUUAUGAACUGAAUCCACCAGGCUUCGCGAGGCGUGGGUGGGGUGUUGGAACAGCGGGUCACAAUGGAGCGGUUCUGCCUCGUAAUUGUCACUUUGUGCCUGUUGGCGGCACCAGACGCUUCGGCGUCUGUGCUGAAGGACUACCGCUCUCUCUCGAAGAAUUUCACAUCGUUGCUGGACACGUUGUUGGACAAGAGCAAGUACGACAGAAGGAUUCGCCCUGAUUACGGAGGCGCUCCUCUGAUCGUCACUGUGAAUAUGGUCAUAAAAAGCAUGGGAGAAGUGUCUGAGGCAGGAGAGCACUACACGAUGGACUGCUACUUCCGCCAGGUGUGGCGCGACCGCCGGCUCACGUUCACUCUACCCGGCCUGGAGGAGUUCUCGCUGCCCUGGCUGUUCCUGGACCGCGUCUGGAAGCCCGACACCUUCUUCAUGAACGGCAAGCGCUCGCACCUGCACCGAAUCACCGUCCCCAACAAGUUCUUGCGCCUGCGCGAGGACGGCGUCCUCACCUAUUCCAUGAGAUUAACAAUCAAAGCAAGCUGCCCGAUGCACUUCAGAAAAUUCCCAUUGGACGCGCAGAAGUGCCCUCUGCUCAUAGGAAGCUACGGCUACGGCGAGAGCGACAUGGUGUACCGCUGGCCGGACACGGCGCGCGUCCUCACCGGCGACGUGGAGCUGGCCCAGUACGACCUCACCAACAUCUCCACCCAGCACGGGCUGCGCGUCAUGCUGGGACAAGUGAGACACUCGAUGAUAAAGGCGGUGUUCCACAUGAAGAGACACACGGGCUACUUCAUCCUGCAGGUGUACGUCCCCUGCGGCCUCAUCGUCUCCUGCUCCUGGGUCAGCUUCUGGAUAGACCCGUCCGCCGUCCCAGCACGCAUACAGCUAGGCGUGACGUCGGUGCUGUCGCUGACGACGAUGGGCAUGGGAGCGCGCGCCCAGAUGCCGCCCGUGUCGUACGCGACGGCGCUCGACUGGUACAUCAUCCUCUGCUUUCUCACCGUCUUCUCCGUGGUCGUCGAGUUUGCGCUGAUACACUACCGCGAGAGGGUCGCCACCAGCAUCCGGAAGGCGCUGCAGGAGCGUGCCGAUAAGGAGGAAGACAAACUUUUCGACAAGAUCGUGCCAACAGUCUCGGCCGCACCGCAGAUCCAGGUGGAGACGCCGGAAGGGACGGAGCCGCCUCAAGUGCUGGUGAAGGGGAAGCCGGCGCAAGCACCAGAUGUGGACUCCAAAGUAUCUAAGGCAGAAACGAAGCCAAAACUGGGUACUGAGUCGGUACUGGAUGAAUUGCCCGAGGUACCCUUGGCAGCCCCUGCCGAAGACACGGCGCUGGUUACACACAUCACAGAGCAGGUGCAACUCUGGCGACCUGCAGGGCGGAACUCACGGCCUCCUGGUGACAUUGUUGAGGGCAAGCUGUGCAUACAGGUGGCACCUACCUCCAAGAAGGAUGCAGAUGCCCUCGGCAGUGCUCAAGCACCGACUACGCAGGAUGAAACAAUGUUUAAAGACGUCACGACGUCCCUUGAUAAAACACCUUCAGAGCGGAGCAAUUUUGCUAUCAAAGAUUUGCUCAAGAACAAACACCACUACGACACCGUUGAUGAGCCUCUAGAUGCUCGCCCAGCGACGUCUGCUGGCGCAGGACGUCCGUACGCUGCAGUGCGGAAGCUCGGCUGUACGACAGCACCGUACGGGAGCGUGGCCGAUAUCACUGGGCCUAAGCCAGACUUAGCUGAGAAACCAAAGUCAUCAAGUAGUGCCUCCACGGGCACUGAAGAAGGGGUUCCGUCAUACUCGCCAAAGCCUCUUCCCUUCGGGCCAAAUGUCAACAUAGAAAGGGUAACAUCCGAACGUCCUAAGGAAAAUGCAAAAAGCAAGCCGACAAUGUUACCCAUCUGGAAACCAACUUAUUUGGAGUCUAAAGCUGAGAAACAGCCUACAGUAGCGAGUUCCACUGCAGACACUGGUAAAGCAACACCCGCACCUACAGCAGCUUCUAAGCCUCCUCCUUGGAAACCUGAGAAACCCCCGAUAGCCUCUAGCAUAAUUGCAGACACAAGGAAAACUGCGUCGCUUGUCACAAAGCCUUUAUUGGAACCAAACAUUAAAACACGUGUCCCAGCUGCAGUACUUCCGACGGAUUCCUCAAAGAUUGCAGAGAGGGUGGACGCUGGCGAUGACGUGCUUCAGCAGGAAGUUGGAGGAUCUGUCUCUAGUCCGGCAGGUUCAACGGCCAAAUCCUACAACGAGAAGUUGACCCAGAGUGUCCGGGAGGCCAUCGCGGGAGGACGAGAGGAGGACACGGACGUGGAGGCUGGCCUGGUGGAGGAGGAAUCUCCAGUUAGCGACGGGCUGCGGUACCGACGGCGGCGCGAGGUGCUGCUGACGGGGGAAGACGACGACGAGCUGGAGUGGCAGGACGAGCUGGAGGCCCUGGGCUGGGGGCAGGCCGGGUGGCUGGCCGAGGUGGGCGGCCGCCUCUGCGACCUCUGCGAGCGGCUCGUCGACGCCGUCGUCUGCGGCGCCAAGCGCUGCCGCCUGCUGCCCAACGAGCAGGACGUGGCGCGCGAGAUGCGCCAGGGCAAGGAGAAGUUCUCGCGCAUCGACACCGCCGCCCGCACAAUCUGCCCUUUCUCCUUCCUCUUCCUGGUCUUCCUCUACUACACCCUCUACACCUACUACAUCACGGACGAAUUCCCCGUUAAGACGCACCGCAUCUCUGCAAGCAUCCCGAGCAGCAGAGCACGAGCAUAACCGCUGUUAUAUCUUCGAGCUACCGACCGAGUAGAAGAUUUCACUUUAGCGCACAAUAUUUCGACGACUGGCAUAGUCAUCUGGGUGCAAUAAGCAGUGCUCUUGCGUGUGCUCUCAGCAUGGUCCCCAAUAAGACUUCGAGACUAUAGCCCUGUUCGUUCUAUUCCAGUUGACUGUCUUGAUAUUAAAUUGUGAUUGUACCUGAGGAUAAGGCUUUAUCGGUACUAUAGCCAAGCAGAAGUCGAGCAGAAGUCGAGCAUAAGCAACAUGUACUUUUACAAAAUUUUUAAGUAUCUAAUUACCGGUCGGCCGCUCCAAACGCGGACGUAUGAUAAUUUCAAGUAUAGAAAAUGGAGAAAAGGUCAGAAAUCGAUCGCUGUGCUACAACAGAUCUAGGUUUCAAUUAUUACGUGGUCCUAUUCAGUGGGAAAAAUUACAAAACUCGAGAAUUAGGAACAAAUCUUAACUGCAAACAUCAGCACCACACAGUUACACACCAGAUAUCAGUAUGUGACAUUAGUCCAUGGUGUCACGAAGUAAACAGUACUGGUUGAUGUAGAAUAUACAGGAGUCCAACAUGAACUGAAGCCGUUGUUUACAAGAUUUGACAGGAAGAAAAUGUGACGUCAGACAUGUAUGGUGCCCUCUAUAGGAAAUGGAAAUGUGCGUUUGGCGUCAUUAGAUAGGAGGCCCCUUACGGGGGAGGUCUUAUUACAUUCGACGCCACAUUGGGGGACCGGCGCACCGGAUGGGGAUGAGAUGAUUAUGAAGACAACACCACACCCAGUCCCUGAGGGGAGAAAAUCCCCGACCCAGCCGGGAACCGAACCCGGUCCCCGUAGGACGGCAAUCCGUCACGCUGACCACUCAGCAAUCGGGGCGGACGUGCCCUCUAUUGAAAUUCGUUGAAUAAUUAAAUAAUAGUGAAGUUAUCUAGUUUAUGCAUUGAACAAUAAAAAUCACAAGUAGAAUAUAACGACAGCCCCACUUAGUCCCAGUUUGAUUGAACAUAAUUUAUAUCUCUUAACCCUGUUACAAUCCUUUAUUUUACUUAUUUGUUCAUUUUUUUAUGCGCCACUAGGUAGGUUCAUAUCUUUCGACAAUGCGAUGCUGCUUUGUUCCACGUGUUCAUUCUUUAAGCUCAGAGCUGGCGCUAAUGUACUUUUACGAUCUGUAUGAUUCUAAUUUAUGCCCCAAGAGGCUAAAGCAAUUUUAUUGUUCUAUUUUCAUUCAUUUAUAUUUUAAUUAAUACGGUACAUUAUUUUAAUAUUGUAUUUUUCGCUGUUGAAUGGAAAUUUAAGUGGGCCUUCUUCCAUUAGUUUGUAAUCCAAAAAUACAUUACGUGCUCUCCUGUGCUUACUGCUACUGAGCCUGCUAUAUAUAUGGCUCCAGACACGUGAUUUGGUUUCUAUGGUUUAACCAUUAAUUGUGGAUUUUGAUGCUCAGUAAAUUUUUAAAAAUGUAACCUCACUAUUAUUUAAUUAUUCACAACUGCCUCAAAGGAGGGCAACUCACAUCUCUGACGUCACACUUUCUUCUUGUUCAACUACGGCUUGAGUUCAUGUUAGACUCCCGUAUGUUCCCCAACAUCCAAUAUUGUUUACUGCGUGACACUUUGGACUUUGUUACAUUGUAUGUAACUGUGCAGUGCUUAUCUUUGCACUUACGAUUCGUUGUUAAUUACCUUAUAUUUGUUCCUGAUUCUCCUAUUUUGUAAUAUUUAACACCGAAUACCUAUAUCUGCUGUAAUAAUGCAACGGAUUGCUGUCCUUUUCUCCAUUGUCUGUAUUCAACGAUUAUUACGCAGUCUAAUCUUACAAUCUAAGCAACACAAUGAGCGCGUCACACGAGCUGGAAUAAUCGCGUCGUCGCUCCAGUGCUGCUGGCUUUGUUGGAAGACAAAUGAACACCAGGCAUCUUCCCAGCUGUUAUUCCUUAGUGUUAAAAUGUCGUUCACGUAUCAUACGUCAUCACCCCAUUUAUAAGGUGGCGACCAUGCGGCACAGCAAGUAUUCUGCAGUUAACAUUAUUGCAAUUUGCUAUAACCGAAGGAUCAAACAAAGCUAACUCUGGCAUGUGUGUUUUACACUGACAAACAAUGGAUCUGAGCUGCUAGCAAGAAAGUUUAUAGCAACAAAAUAUUCCAUCAUCAGUUUGGAAAAAAGUGCAUAAUUUUGUAUUUGUAAUGUUCUUAUUAAACUGAACAUCCAAAUCAA